ACAGAGCAGAGGAAAAGAGUCAUUGCUGCCUGGCUUCACAUCCACUAUAGUCGCUGUAUAUAAUACACAACGGUACUAAGUGCUACUUUUCGCGGCGAAAUUCACUUUUGCGAUUUUGUCGCACUUUUUUAUAGUGCAUGAGGCGCAUGCUCACAGUAUCAGACGGUGCAGUUGUUUUAUUGAGGAUAUCAAGAGACUUUGAGAGGUUUUAAACAUGACGACUUCAUGGAGUGACAGACUGCAGAACUAUGCAGAUUUGCCUGCCAACAUGGAUGGCCUGGCAAUGAAAAAAUACAGGAGAGAGCCUUACCACAGAGUAUUUGUCAACAGAAGCUUGGCCAUGGAGAAGAUUAAGUGCUUUGGUUUUGAUAUGGAUUACACUUUAGCAGUGUACAAGUCACCAGAGUAUGAAUCUCUAGGCUUUGAGCUGACCGUGGAGCGCCUGGUUUCCAUUGGUUACCCCCAGGAGCUGCUCAGCUUUGUCUACGAUCCGUCCUUCCCCACAAGGGGCCUUGUGUUUGAUACCAUGUAUGGAAACCUGUUGAAGGUCGAUGCCUAUGGCAACAUCCUAGUGUGUGUCCAUGGAUUCAACUUCCUCCGAGGGCCUGAGAUACGUGAGCUGUACCCAAACAAGUUCAUCCAGCGAGACGAUACUGAGCGCUUUUAUAUCCUCAACACUCUAUUCAACCUGCCAGAGACCUACCUCUUUGCCUGCCUCGUGGACUUUUUCUCCAACUGUGACAGAUAUGCAAGCUGUGAAACGGGCUUCAAGGACGGCGAUCUCUUCAUGUCCUUUAAGAGCAUGUUCCAGGAUGUCCGCGAUGCCGUCGAUUGGGUCCACUUUAAGGGAACCCUGAAGGAAAAGACAGUUGAGAACCUGGAGAAGUACGUAGUACGAGAUGGAAAGCUACCUCUUCUUCUCAGCCGGAUGAAUGAAGUAGCUAAGGUUUUCUUGGCUACCAACAGUGACUACAAAUACACUGAUAAAAUCAUGACCUACCUGUUUGACUUCCCCCAUGGCCCUAAGCACGGCACUCCCCACCGGCCAUGGCAGUCCUACUUUGACCUGAUUCUUGUCGAUGCCAGGAAGCCUCUUUUCUUCGGUGAGGGUACGGUGCUUAGACAAGUCGACACGACAACGGGACGUCUAAAGAUAGGAACCUACACAGGCCCUCUGCAGCAUGGCAUAGUCUACUCUGGAGGUUCGUCAGACAUUGUGUGUGACUUGCUGGGGGCCAAAGGUAAAGACAUUGUCUACAUUGGGGACCACAUCUUUGGAGACAUCCUCAAGUCCAAGAAACGGCAAGGCUGGAGGACCUUCCUGGUUAUACCUGAGUUGGCACAGGAGCUGCAUGUCUGGACCGACAAGAGCUCAUUGUUCGAGGAGCUGCAGGGCCUGGACAUUUUCUUGGCAGAGCUCUACAAGCAUCUGGACAGCAGCAGUAAUGAGAGACCAGACAUCAGCGCUAUCCAGAGAAGAGUCAAGAAAGUCACACAUGACAUGGACAUGUGUUAUGGCAUGAUGGGGAGCCUUUUCCGCAGCGGCUCCAGACAGACCCUGUUUGCCUCCCAGGUGAUGCGUUAUGCCGACUUGUAUGCCGCCUCCUUCAUCAACCUGCUCUACUACCCCUUCAGCUACCUCUUCAGAGCUGCACACGUACUGAUGCCCCACGAGUCAACGGUGGAGCACACCCACGUGGACAUCGAUGCGGAGUCGCCGCUCGCCACGCGCAACCGCAGUCAGUGCAGCGACUGCAAGGACCUUGAGUGCAAGCGCAACCAGCUAACGCGCUCCAUCAGUGAGAUCAAACCUCCCAACCUGUUCCCCCAGACCCCCCAGGAGAUUACUCACUGCCAUGAUGAGGAUGAUGAUGAGGAGGAGGAAGAGGAGGAGGAGGAGGAGGAAGAAGAGGAGGAGGAGGAGGAAGAGUAAUAAGCUGGAAAUGCAGUGGAGAGCCAUAUUUUCCAGUUCUUGCCUUCUUAACGGUUCCCCAGUGGUGUUAGGUGGUUUUCUCUCUCAGCUCUGAGGCAGGGAGGAAAUCCAUUUUCAGUGUGUGUUGGUGUGUAUGUGCAUGUAUCAUACACACACUGACACAUACACUGGAGAUUUCUCAAGAGAAGUAUAAAGGACCAAGAGCUAGCUCGAUCAUGUUACUGUCACAAGACUGUAUGCUUGCUUGGUCCUCGAAACCUUACCCUUUCCCAAUUUCAUAAUGGGGGAAAAGCCCAUUGUUUUUUAAUUGUAAUAGUCAGAAAAUAGAGCUGUUAGUGGACCUUACGAAAAGUGGAUGAAGCAAAAUUUAGUUCGGGGUUUAUAUAUUGUUUGUCCCAUUAGGCAGACAGAGUGCACGCUCAAGUAAAUGUUCAUCACUAUUUUUCACUACCUUUCUUAAGCUAACUUUUUAAAAACCGGUGGUGGACUAAAUAGUUGUGUUUACAUUUACAUUGUAAACCAUCAUGGCGAUGGUUGAUUUAUCAGUAUACCGUAGUGUGAAUGUUUCAUUUCCAAGCAGACUAGCCUUUCCAAGCCAGUAUGCACAGUAUGACAAAACUGUUGCUAUUAUCCCAUUUAAAUUAGAAACACUAUUCAGGUACGGCACUGACAGAACGUGCACAGUGUAGUGAACUACCACAACAUGUUUGUGUGCAACAUGGGAACGACGGUCCAAUUUUUACUCAGUUUGUCUCAUUUUGUCUGUUUUUCUUGUCAUUUUAGAAGAUUAACUCUCUUGUAACUUCUGGAAGUAUGUCAAAAUGUGUGUGUAGGUGUGUGUGUGUGUGUGUCUGUUCUCUGCCAAAGUAGACUUGCACAGUAGCAUCCGGAAUGAUUGUAAGCUCAACAUCCACUAUACUAAUUGAAGCACAGGAGUUGUGUCCACUCGGGCACACAAAGCACAAGUGUGACUGUGGAUGACCGGGUCAGCGUUGGACAGAUCUGUGGGGUUUGGUUAAAAUCAUACUGUGGCAUGUGAGCGACUGUUCAGCUAACGUUUCGAAAUGUGAGCACUGUUACCCAGCAACAAUGAGGACAGAGUCACCCUAAGCUAUGACAACCUUGAAGUACAGUAGUGCUACUGUAAAUAGCAUCAUAAGCUAACAGGUGAACAGCUUCUGCCUUGUACUGUUUUCUUUUUUUUUUCAUGGUAUUUAUACUGUGCAAAUGCCACGUAAACACCAUGUGCAGCUAACAUGCAUCAUUUUCUUAACUCAGCUUGGUUAUCUCAGUCGGCUGAAACUGCAGUAUUGCAUCUGACUAAUUCAGAACACUUUUUGCGAUGUUCUACAGUUCUGUUCAGCUCAAGCCAUGUCCAAGAUCCCGAUAUGUGUGAGGUGAUGGUUAUGGUGUCAAAUGUGUCUUUUUUUUUUUCUUUUUUUUUUAACGCAAGAAACAGCCUGGAAUCGGAGCAAGUGGCCUUGGUAUGCAAAGAGGGAAGUGAUUCUUAGUGGCUUGGGUGGUGUGGUCUUGUACAUUAUAGUCAAGGCUGUUUUUAAAUGCUUAAAUAGUUGGAUUAAGUUUAACUGCUUAGCUCUACUGGGUAAUGCAAGUGUUUGGCUUCAGACAAGGCAAAUCACAUGUGACUGUGUUGAAUGUGCCCUCUUUGGGGCAUCUUCUUGGUUUCGGGGCAGAGGGCGAUGGGAUCGUGAUGAUGCAGGAACAUGUGCAGUAUUCUGGUGUCGGGCUUCUGAACACUGUGAGGUGUCCACGUCAUUGAAGUGUUGGUUCUAGCUUUAGAGAGCUUUUCAAAGCAGCCAGUUUGACAUGAAAUAACAGGGUAAACACAGGUGUUACUCAUGAUAUUAAUAAAGAUUAUGCCCCAUUUAAGUGUAGCAGACAAUAGCCCCUGGCUCUGAUAGACGUAAAUGGAUCAGAAUCUGAUUCAGUGUCAUCAGCGACACCGGUGUGUGCCCUGUCAAAACUGGCUGCGGUGAAAAAUGAGGUUUAUUAGCUGUAAACUGGAAUGAAGACUUUGAACACUUGUCUUCACAUCGCUUUGAAUUUGACAGGUCAGUGAAACACACAAAGCAUUCUGGCACUUUAAGCUUACCGGAUGUAAGCCAGGUAUCCUUGCCACAUCGACAUAUGCCCCCUUUUGAACACAUAAUCAGUGACGGUAUGCAGAGAAGAGAACUGCCAGGAACUUAAGGUGGAAUAGGCGACUUCUGAGGUUUUUCUUUCCUUCCUUUUUAAUAACCAGUGUAUCCUAUGAGUUCACUUUCCUUCUUUCUAUUUAGUCUCGUCAUGUCGUAGAUUAGUCUUCUAGGUGUCGGCCCAUUGAUUAGGGCCAAGAAAGGGAAGGGACAUGUGGCCUACUAUUUGCAUAAUUUUAGUUUUAGCUCGGCAACGGGGUGGAGGAGAGGUGAACGUGUCUGUGUGAAUGUUCAACAGCAACUCUGUGAUGAUUUCAUGAGUAGAAACCAGUAGAGAGAACUAUAUUAGAGCAGUUCAAGUAUAAUUUUUAUAUAACUCUGUGAAAUAUUUGUAUUCUCCGAUUUGAUUUUGUUUUUGAAUAUAAAAAUAACUGGAUAUGCUACUACAUGAGGCAGCUGCAGUGCUCGUAAUAAAUAGCUGACUGGUCGUUUUCUUUAGCAGUCCAGGGCGCAGUGCAUAUGCAUGUGGAAAUACUACGGUUUGACUAAUACAAGCAUAUCCCAAUCGUGCCAAGGUUGUUAUGGUAGAUUUGGUUAAGAGUUCUAUGUGGGCUGCAUCUUUUUUCAGCAGGGGCUUUUUGACAUUUGACGCUAUCAGUUAUUGAAGAAAAAAAAAAAAAACGAAACAAAACGUCAACCUGUAAAAGAUUUGAAGAGAAAAUGAAGGGAAAUGUGAACAGCAUGUUAAUCACCUUAAACAAGAAGUGGCACUUGUAAGCAAUGCUAUGGGGCGUUUGACUUUAUUUUUUCUAACCUAGUGUUUUUAAAUGGUCUUGGUUUACAGUAUUGUAAAUAGGCCUUUCCAUUUCCGUAUACUGGGCAUCUUUUUUUGUCCAAUAACAUUUUUUUUCUUGACUUGUUUCAGUAACUCUUUUAUACAGUAACAAGCUAGAUUUUUAUCCAUUUUUAUGAUGCCCAGAGUGCGUCCACAUUAGCAGCGGGUGCCAGUCAUUCAGUUAUUUUAAUUACAGUAAUCUUUUGUUAUGUGCAUAUCACUUUAUGUUCCUUUGAAUGGUUUUUUGUUUUCCAGAAUUAUCCUACAGGCUGUACAUUGGGAAAUUACAUAAAAAAAUGUACAAUAAAGAAAAUUUUUCAUAAA
Molecule: messenger RNA, 5248 nt
Organism: Myripristis murdjan (pinecone soldierfish)
Lineage: Eukaryota; Metazoa; Chordata; Actinopteri; Holocentriformes; Holocentridae
Gene: nt5c2b
Product: 5'-nucleotidase, cytosolic IIb
Exons: 18
Coding region: 215-1933 (572 amino acids)
Molecular function (GO): 5'-nucleotidase activity
Source: RefSeq, a predicted model, not a curated record